Anisakis simplex (herring worm) is the source of this 858-nucleotide messenger RNA. NCBI's taxonomy places the organism in Eukaryota, Metazoa, Nematoda, Chromadorea, Rhabditida, Anisakidae. The record is from the annotation of a GenBank genome assembly.
AUGUGGCCAGCGAUUCCUUUGAACACUGUUAUUAUUUUAUCGUUAUGUGAAUUAUCAUUUCUUGUUGACUUCAAUAACGCUCAGCCAGAUCCAUCGUUGGCCGCUGGUGAGAUUGAGAGUUCUACAGAAAGUGCAGUAAACGAUGAUAAUAAUAGUACUAGUAAUAUCAGUAAUAUCAAUAAUAUUAAUAUUUCGUAUUUAGAUGAGCCAGAGUGUUCCUUAUCGAAUAUACGUCAGAUGCUUGGCCAUGAUGACUUCUCAUUGCUGGGCAUCUCGGCGAACUGCCUGAUAUUCUUCGUGACUGGUGAUGAGAUUGCAGAGGGUCAUUUUGAUUUAUCACGGAUUACUGAUAAGCCUGGCAAAUGCAAAGAUCCGAAACCAAUCUUUUAUAAGCAAGAUAAUGGGUGCGGUGAAAGUAAGGUUGUCACGAAAGAACUGACCCAACUCAACUUUAUCAUUAUACCUCUUGUGUUCACGUUGAAUUUUGGGUAUUCAUGUGGAAUUUCAGAAUACAAAAUUCUGGUUGCUCAGAAGAAGUCAGUUUACACUUCGGGCUGUAAGUGGGAAGAGCACCAAUCUUAUCACAGCUGCAAGUUCAGUCGAUCGGCAUGGAUGAAAAAAUCGGUAGCUCCAGAUGGAGACGUUGAUGAGAUUAUCGGGCACGUAACAGACCUGAAUACAGAUAUUUUACAUAUUCUCUACACUAACGAAGAAGCUUCGAUGUUCGAUGCAAUGUAUAAUAUAUCAUCACAAAAUUUCGUCGCUACUGCAAAAAUUGAUGAAGCCAGUUUCAAAAUCAGUUCAUUCGAUUCGGAUUUAAUGGUCAGUGACGACUUCGAAAAACUUCAGACUAUUUGA